UUUUGGGUGUCUGGACGACGACUGCUCUCCUCCCUCAGCCCAUUCUACGCCAAUGUGUGCACCGGAGAAGAGCAAGAGCAAUCAUCAUCCUUGAGACUGACACAUUGUGUAUUUUAACAGUCAGAAUCAUGUCGUACUUCGAGACGAGCUUUUGGCCGAGGAGUCACUACCAAAAUAUGGAGAAAUCCAACGGCAACAUCUGCAAAUCGAUAUGCACAUCAAUAGUUAUUGGCUUCUUCAUGGCCCUCUUCGUCAUGUCCGUCUGGAACGUGAGUUUCCACCGUCCGGGUAAGAGCUAUGUCAUCCUCCUGGAUUCCUCCAGAGAAGUGGUCCACAGGACCUCCCCGAGGUUCCUCUCUUUCGGGCUUGACUCCUCGCUUCUGCGGGACAUGAAGAAUUUCCCGAUCCACGACGAGAGAUUCGUCAAUUUGGCUCGACACCUGAGCCCCGCCUUCGUCAGGAUCGGAGGAACCUCGGCGGACUGUCUCCUCUUCAAUGAAACUGUCCUUGGGGAUUCGGUGGCCAGGAGAAGUCCAGUUGACGGUGGGGACAUUAGUAAUUUCACACUGACUGACACUGAUUACUUGUCGAUUUAUGAUUUCACGAGAAAAGCAGGAUUGCGGAUGCUGUUCGAUCUGAAUGUGUUGAUUAGAACUCCUGAUAAUCAAUGGCAUGACUCAAAUGCUAGGAAAAUUAUAACUUUUUCGAAGGGACAGGAGAUGGAAAUAGAUUGGCAACUUGGGAAUGAACCAAACUCCUUCAACUUUGUUUUUGGUCGUGGGGUGCCUGCGGCACAACUCGGAAAGGAUUACAUCCACCUGAGAACGCUCCUAAACACUCUGGGGUAUGAGUCUAGCAUCCUAGUAGGACCAGAAGCGAAUCACAUCGGUGACCCCGAUGAUAAAGGGGUACAUUAUGCCACGGAGUUUCUAGAAAAUGACGGACAAAGUGUGGAUUUUGCUACCUGGCAUCAGUAUUACCUAAAUGGUCGUGAAGCUAAAGUUAUGGACUUCAUCAGUCCAGCGGUGUUCAAUCGCCUUCCUGCUGAGAUCAAUUCUUUCCAGCGGGGUAUUAACAGCUCAGGGAGGAAUGUCAAAAUGUGGCUGUCAGAAACGAGUUCUGCCUAUGGAGGAGGUGCUCCUGAGUUAUCUGACAGAUACGUAGCAGGAUUUUUGUGGCUGGAUAAACUCGGCUACUCAGCUAGUGCAGGAGUAAACGUGGUAGUUCGACAAUCCCUCUUCGGGGGUGAUUACGCCAUGGUGGCGCAUGAUCUCGUCCCUAACCCAGAUUGGUGGAUCAGUGUGCUCUUCAAGACCUUAGUCUCGGACAAGGUUCUGCACCUGGAGAGCGCCAACAACAACGGUACCUUGAGGUUCUACGCACACUGCACCUCUGAGAGCUCUCUUAUCAGUGGAGUACCUGCUGUUACGGUUUAUGGAGUCAAUUUGGAUGUUCACAGAGCUCAAAUCUUCAUCCAAGGAAGCUGGAUGAAGAAAAAUGCCAAAAUACUGCUGUAUAUUCUUACCGGAGACUUCUUAAAGUCCAGGGAAAUAAGACUGAACGGAGACGUCCUGAAGUUGAAGCCCGAUGGGUCUCUCCCCCCCUUCACGCCAGUGAUAAUAGAUCCCACGCAGAUAAUAACUCUUCCUCCCCUUUCGAUGGCAUUCAUUGUCACCCAUGGUGCAGAUAUACGUGCGUGUAUGCCAUAAUAAUAUUAAGAAAACCUAUCAAUCUAUUAAUUUCAGUAACACGUUUAUUUUCAAUGACAUCUCUCCAUAAUCGUGAUGAAAUUCCUAGUUACCAGACAGACGAGGCGCAUCUCAAUCCUAAUUAAUAUUGUAAUUCUCUCGUCGAUUUGUAAUACACUUAAAGUUACGUACGACUCUUCA
Diachasmimorpha longicaudata is the source of this 1889-nucleotide messenger RNA. RefSeq names its product heparanase-like. The transcript has 5 exons. The coding region runs from base 129 to 1709 and encodes 526 amino acids. Gene Ontology annotation, molecular function: hydrolase activity, acting on glycosyl bonds. Lineage: Eukaryota; Metazoa; Arthropoda; Insecta; Hymenoptera; Braconidae. The record is from RefSeq and is a predicted model, not a curated record. Gene Ontology annotation, cellular component: extracellular matrix; membrane.